UUCGAGACACCGGUUUAUUUGAGGCUUUAGUCCAGCCUUGAAGGACUCAGCCUCUCCAUGGGACAUCUUUUCUCUGUUGACUCCUUGCGACCUUUCAUACAUUAAUUACCAGCAUGUGAAUCCGUUUCUUGAUCCUUAUACUUCUACUGAUAUGGCAGCGUUAGUAGGUGAAGACAGCUUGCUGCGCCAGCUUACAUCAUGGCAGAUACUGUUUAUAGCCAUAGGUGGCACCGUUGGAAUUGGAUUCGCGACGACAAGCGGGGAGGUCCUUGCUAUAUCAGGCCCGGGAGGAUUGCUCAUCGCCUUCGCGGUAGUGGGGCUUGUAACGAUAUUUGUUAUGGAAGGGAUUAGUGAGAUGAUUGUUCUCUGGCCAAUACCAAACGCGAUGAUGGAAUUUGUGGCCGCAUUUGUGGACAGAGAUCUAGCGGUCAUCGUCGGUAUUGCAUACUGGUAUACGAACGCUGUCACGCUCGCUGCAAUCAUCAUUGGGGCUGCAGAUCUGCUAGAUUAUUGGGAUAUAUCUUUUCCAAUAUUGAAUGUUGUAUUUGUGGCGUUCCUGCUUGGAGUGCUUGGAAUUAAUGCUUUUGGGGUCAAGGUUUUUGGAUGGGUAGAACUUGCUGGUGGCAUCAUCAAAGUCCUACUAGUAACGACAAUCUUCAUAAUCAUGAUCUGCAUAAAUGCAGGUGUUCUCGGUACUGGCCAGCGUAUCGGAGCCGAAUACUUCGCCGAUGGUGUUCGAAACAACCCAGAGGUGGCCCACAGUCAUAUCGAAGCAGUACUAAUGUGUAUUCCUCUUGCGAUAUUCUCAUACAUCGGCGUCGAACUUAUCACUGUUACGGCAUUCGAAGCGAGAACGAAUCGCGAGCUGCAAUUUCCUUCCAAACAUAUUGCAGUUAUCAUUUUCGUUAUAUACAUGGUGAGUAUUGGAGGAUUUGCAGCAAACAUCGAGUGGUUCAACCAAAAUCUUCCUCAGUUUUUAUCGCAAGACCGCAUCAACGUUACCGCCAUUCCCGCAGCGAAUCUCAACUCAACCCUUGGACAUUUUCCUCGCAGCUGGCAAGUUCUACCAAACCUUCAUAAUAUCACAGCGGCUCCCGUAGUCGCUGUUAUGGAAGCUGGAGUUCCUGUCUUACCUGGACUGUUGAUCGGGUUCUUGAUUUACUCUGGGAUGAGUGCUGCGAACACCGCGCUCUAUGUGUCCUCGAGAACGCUGUAUGGACUCACACGACAAUUAAGACAAGACGAUGAUCGUUUUGUCAAACGUACUAUUGCGAAGCUCAACACAGUCUCUCCAAAGACACGGGUUCCAAUUUGGGCUCUCAUCUUCUCAUGCUUCAUCUUCGCUGGUUGGCUCCCAUUUGCACAUUUUCAGUCUAGUUUUACUCAGGAAGAGCUCAAACAAACUCUUGUCGCCAUCGGUAGUGUCAGUUGCGUCUUGGUAUGGGCUUCGCAAUGUCUUGCAUUCAUCCAAUAUAAUAAAUGGUUAUGGAAACAUAAACAACGACUAAGAGAUCAUCAAACCAUGAACAGAUUUGAUCGGUGGCAUCCCAGGGGUUUCUCGACCUAUCUCGUUAGCCUGCAACCAUUCCCAGCCUAUGCUGGAUUGAUUUCCUGUCUCAUCAUUGUGGUUGUUUUGAAUGCAAUCAGCAUGAUCAACGGCGAAAAACUGUUGUUUAAAGCUUUGGUGAAUUAUCUGGGUCCAGCAAUUUUGAUCACUAUAUUCACCAUUCUCAAGAUCGUCAGAAGAAGGACACCUGGUUGGGUAACACUCGGAGAUUUUGCACAAUUGCGAGAAACCCUGCUCAGACUCGACGGUCUCAUAGAAGGUGGACGUCCCAUCACCCCUCCCGAGGAGCAAGGCGGCAACGUGCCACAACUCAACUACAAUCCACCAUACGGCGGCAAUAUGGGGCCACCUCCUGUGAACUACGGAAGUGGAUACCAGAACAACGGCUACGCUGUUCCACCUUACCAAAAUGGCACCGUCAUACCACCGAGGCCAAAUCCAUCUCCAGCUGCAGGCUUCGCCAUGCCACCUACUGCGGCACAGAUUGAAAGGCAAGGUCAAGGACAGAAUUCCCAGAACCACCCUUCUUAUCAAUCUCUGGAUCCCCGCUCACAGUCGCCCAAUGCUGAUUAUGAGCUUCAUGAAUUCGGUUCCCCUGUGAGUCCAGUGGGACAAGAUACUUACAGCGAAGUACAUAGCGAGUCGGCGACUUCUGACGUGAGACACGGGAGUAUGGUGAGCACGAUGGACGAGAGAUUGACGCCAGGCCUUGGCUAUGCAAGGAAUGAUGCGUUCUUGGAUGCUGGGUAUCCACGACAACCACAAAGAGGGGAGCUUUCUUGAAGUGUGGGACUGGCAUGCUUCCGAAGAAAGAAGAUUUGUGUA
Mollisia scopiformis is the source of this 2392-nucleotide messenger RNA. RefSeq lists its product as uncharacterized. The coding region runs from base 152 to 2350 and encodes 732 amino acids. The record is from RefSeq and is a predicted model, not a curated record. Gene Ontology annotation, biological process: amino acid transmembrane transport. Gene Ontology annotation, molecular function: amino acid transmembrane transporter activity. The transcript is spliced from 11 exons. NCBI's taxonomy places the organism in Eukaryota, Fungi, Ascomycota, Leotiomycetes, Helotiales, Mollisiaceae. Gene Ontology annotation, cellular component: membrane.